AGGGUGGUAGUGUUUAUAAAGAAAUUCAAAACUUUAAAAGCGUGCUCAGACCUAUUUAUUUAUUUCAACCAUUCCGUUGCACAUGUAAAGUGAAUGCGCUCGGUCUAAUGUUAACAGCUUGAGUUUGUAAUUUGAGUAAAUUUGUUCGAUUAAAUAGUUUGAUGCGCAUGUAGCAGUGUUUUACAGAUCGUUUUUGUUGAAAUAUGAAAACUGCGGAGUGGAUAUUUUGUAUUUUCUGUGUAGCGAUAUUUGCGUAUGUUAGUAAGGCGGGUGAGUGCUGCGACUCGUACUAUGAUCUGACAUUUGAGUACCACGACCAGAAAUGGUGCGACGACUAUUGUUGCGGCACCUCUACUCUCGGCGUACUCGAUUGCUGUGACAACAUUUUCCUCGUAGCCCCUGCAGAUGACAGAGUUGGGUUCUGCACCGACUACUUCGUACAGAACAUAUGGGCUCCAAUCCUUAUCGCUGUGGGAGGCAUUGGCGUUAUUUUGACUUGCAUAUGUUGUUGCUACUGUUGUAUGACCAUGUGUAGCCAAAAAUCUUCAGGAACAGUUGUUGCCCCUGCCCAUCAACCUUAUCAUACAAAUGUAAUGAUGCUUAAUCCUACAUCAAUGCAAUCGAAUCCACCCGGAUAUGGUGCGCCAUUUUUGUCACAACAACCAGGGAACUCUUCACUUCCGUUACAGAAUCCGGGGUAUAACCCGUCAGGGGACGUUAAUCCCGUCCAUCCUCCGCCAGGCGUUUCAUAUCCCGUACCAAGUGGUCAACAAACAGAAACUAAACAUCCUUUUGAAACUUGAAAGAAAACUUAAGUGAUUGUGAUAUUGAAUAUUGGCGUUUUAAAGAUGAUUCAGAAAUACAUGUAGUAUAUAUAGAUUUUUCUGUCAUUAUAUAAAAAAAAAAUUUUCUUCAAAAAUAUUUCUUAUUCGUGUAAAUUCGGCUAACCACUGAAGUAACGGUAUCUUGUAUAUUAUUUGAAAACUGUCGGCAAAAUAAAAUUAUGCUGUCCCUGGUGAUAUAGGUGAUUAUUUGGACUUAACAAGACGGAAAGUUCCGGAAUUUGCCGAAGUUUUCCAAGUCUUUUAUGAAUGUACAACCCUUAAAGACAAAAUGCAAAGUAAGCAAACAUGCAUGCAUUCUAAUUUAGCUUUAUCAAUAGUGGCAGAUAGACGUUCUUAAAAGCAUCGAAGUAGCUAAGUUUGACACAACAUGUUUGAAUUCCAUAGAAAAGGGACUGGAAAUGUACGAGUACGAUUUUUGUUGGUGUUGUUGUUGUUGUUGUUUUUUCGUUGUUUAAAGGUGCCAUUUUUCUUCUUGAUUGAUGACAUAUUGAAGUGGAUCAUGACCUUGUAUAUACCUAGCAAACAUUUUUAUACUUUUAAAUACAGACAUGUUAUGCUCGAAUGAUCAACGGAUAAAAGUCCCGUUUAUUUCACCAGGAUAUCUAUUAAUUACGAAAGUUGUAACAC
Ruditapes philippinarum (Manila clam) is the source of this 1472-nucleotide messenger RNA. RefSeq lists its product as uncharacterized. NCBI's taxonomy places the organism in Eukaryota, Metazoa, Mollusca, Bivalvia, Venerida, Veneridae. Bases 204 to 803 code for a protein of 199 amino acids. The record is from RefSeq and is a predicted model, not a curated record. The transcript has 4 exons.